GUAGCGGCCUUGUGACGUAACCUGCCUUCGUUGAUCCUCGAACGAGACUCAAGACGAACGUGUGCACGCGCAAGUUAAAUUUUAAAAUUCGAAUUAUCAAAGUGAAUUCAAAUUGAAAUAAAUUCUUUGCGUGAAGAUUGUGAUGUUCGAAGUAUUGUGAUAUUACAAUAUAAUGAAGUUUAGCCAAGGAAUUUUGUCAUAAAUAUUCUGAAGCGAAAAUGACGAGGAAAUUCUUAUUUUGUUUUCCCCUGCGACUUGGAAACAUCGUAUUUGGCUAUAUUGUUGUUAUUAUAAGUUUAGUGGUAGCAGCCUUCCAUUUAUACCUCCUUGCGUUAAACAUUAUUUCCAAAGAUGAUACACACGAAGAAAAAUUCAACAAUUUCGAAAAACUCGAAAGUAUAUUUGGCGAAGACAAAAAGGACUUAGUCACUAUUGUCAUUAUGAUAUAUUACUUAACAUAUAUCAUAAUUGGACUAUUGUUAUUAAUGUUCGGUCUUAUAUUUACUGUUGGAGCUUACAAGGUAAACGAGUGCUGUAUAACAACUUUCUUCAUCUACAGCUUCUUCCAUAUAUUCUUCACUAUUGGAUUAAUCGUUUGGGAAGCCAUUACCGCUGGCUGGAUACAGCUCGGACUUAUAUUCGUAUCGGAUGUGCUCCUGAUAACUUGUCUAUUCAGCGUCAAGUAUCUGAUGGAAGCAAUUAGAACCGGGAAUAUCUACACUCGUCCUGGAGAAGCGCUUUAUAAAUAUAAUACAUGAAAAAGAAUAAAUCCAACCUGAAACCCAAAUUAGUAACGAAAAAAAAACACAGUUUCACAAACAAUUUAUAAACUGUAAAAUUAAAGUAUUAUAUUAAACAAUACUUUUAUAUGUAGUACGCUGAGUACUAACAGCCCUUACGUAAAAACAAUUAAAAAAAACAAAAACAUUGAAUCUAAAAAUCUAAAAAAAAGUUUUUAUACCGGCUAUUACCUUUAGAUUACUACCUGAUUUGGAAGAUUAUGAACGAAAUAUAACGACAAAAUACACGAUUUACACAAAAUCUUAUCAAACGUGGUGACAAAAGUCUAAACUGAUGAUUUAUGAUUAGUAAUGGAAUUUCUUAAUAGAGAGGUAAAGGCUUUAGUAGGUCCUUGGACCAGCAUGUAUUUCAGGAUUUAAUCUCAUAAGUCAGUUUUCUUCAUAUAAGUCUUAAUUCCGCCCAUUACAAAUAUAAGUUGUUGUAAAAGCAAAUUUUAAAGGUAAGGUUAUACGUAUCUAAAGUGUUAUAGGUGUACAGUUUUGAAGAAAAAGAAUCAUGAAAUGAUUAUAAAAAUAUACUAGUUGUAUAAAACCUUAAAGGAUUUUAGUAAUUUCAAUAUGUAAUUUUGGAUUUUUUUGCAGCUGUUUGUAUGAAAAAGUUCUUAAAGUUUUUCGUAUUAACGACGUAAGAACGCUUCCAAAUGGUUAUGUAAGCAUAACUUAAUUUACAAGGAU
Molecule: messenger RNA, 1475 nt
Organism: Pieris rapae (cabbage white)
Lineage: Eukaryota; Metazoa; Arthropoda; Insecta; Lepidoptera; Pieridae
Exons: 5
Coding region: 219-758 (179 amino acids)
Source: RefSeq, a predicted model, not a curated record